AAUCGAUUAACCGGUUUAUUUUUCUGCAAAGAAAAAUGGCGGUAUUAAGUGUUCUACGAUAUGGCUUUUCUGCAAGAAGUGCAGCUCAAUCCUUACUCACACGCGGAAAGCAACUAGCACCGUUAAAGAAUAACAUUAUUUGUAUGUGUUUUAUUUCAAAAUCUUGGAACAAUUAAGAACAAGGAAAAAUCGAGCAUUUGUUUUUAAUGACCUUUCCUUGCAGCUCGCUAUGCCUCUCACAGAACAUUUCUACGUUGCUCUUGGUUUGAUUCCUGCUGGACUCUUCAUUUUCUUUAUGAAUGCAUUUGUCGGCCCAGCAGAGUUAAGCGAAAUUCCCGAGGAUUAUACGCCUGAAAAUUAUGAAUAUUUUCAAAACCCCGUGAAAAGAUUUAUGUGUAAACAUUUUUAUCCAGACCCAGUGCAUAGAUAUGAAGCUAAUCUGCACUAUUUAAAACAAUCUGACGAAAAUCAGAAAUUUAAAUUGUUGGAGAGAAAAGUUAAAGAAUUAAUGAGUGAACGGGGUGACUACAAGGGAUGGUAUUAUGUACCGGUCGAUCCAACUGCAGCCUACCUAGGAAAAGAACAAAGAGAAACGGAAGAAGCAAUCGUUCUAGAUAGAUAA
Dimorphilus gyrociliatus is the source of this 622-nucleotide messenger RNA. The record is from the annotation of a GenBank genome assembly. Lineage: Eukaryota; Metazoa; Annelida; Polychaeta; Dinophilidae.